AGCCCUCGAAGUUAGAAUCGUCCAAUGCCUGUGACGUCAGGCCAAACUUUCCCAGGUGACCACAGCUCGUUCCCAACACUCCCGCCUGGCACGUGUCGACGGUGACAACCGUGUCCUGUACCGCGGCUUUCGGGCAGAAUAUGAAGAUCACAGCAUUGACAUGGGAAGAAAGGAUAUGUUUCAACUAGACUUUGGGACAUAGCAACCGUUACAGAAGUGUUACAAUAGCUUCGAUCAAGGCUUCCUGAGCCUUCCUUUUAUAGAUGACUGAUGGACCACGGUGGCGAAGUUAGGGACGCGGUCGCUACGGGAUAAGGGUUGCCGCCUAUUGAACGGAUUCAUUACUUCCUACACAGCAGAACAUUUGCAAGUCCGUCUACUCGUUUUUACUGCGUCUGUCCUUAGUCUGACGAAAGAGUUUUCCUCUUACAAUGCAGACGGCCGAGUGUUGGAGACUCUGAACUUGAGAGCGGACUUCUAAGAAAGAAUAUCAUGGAGCGUUCAUGGGUUUGUAAUUAUGAUGCAACAACGGAGCCUGUCUAUUCUAGAACUCCCACGAUGUGAUGAUCGAGAAAUAAUUUACAUCUGACCCUGGGUCCCAUACUAUUAAUUAAAAGCGUCAAAGGACGGAGAGUCCAGUGGAGUCUUCAAUGGCCUUGACCACACGCAAACUCCGGCUUUGGAAAGACGUCCAAGUGGACAUUGAGAAGAAACUGAAGAGCUGGAACUCCCAAAGAAACGCCGACAAUGUCACCAUUCCCUAUGGACUACAGCUGGAGCACAACCUGUCCCACCCCAACCCUGUACGAUGUAUGGCCUCCCAGCGCAUCCUGACAGGCGACAUCUUUGUGACCAAUCAGGGCGUUGGUGUCACAAACCAGCUGUACUUGUGGAACAUUGACGCAGACACCAAUGGUGCUGAACUAAAGAAAUACCCAGUGACCCCAGCCAUGACCCUGAUGAAGUGUAUCCCUAAGGUCCAUGCACUGGUGGGCUACUGCUCAAGCGACAUGACCAUCAACAUCUUCACUGACAUGCUGCAUGGCUUCAAACAGUUGUCCAUGAGCCCCAUGCCAACUACAGUCUUGUCGAUGGCCUUCCUUGAUGACACUGAUGAACUGGUGUUGGGGACGGUUGGAUCAUUGCUCACCUUCAGGCUGGGCAUGUUUGACAUCAGGGCAAAACUGGUUCCAUCAAAGCCCUUUAUCACAGAGCUAACAAGAGAUCAGUGGGUUCUGAACCUACAGGUGGACAGAAGGACACGACAGCUGAUAGCGAUGUGCGAUGAUGGGGUUUUCUUCAUCAACUACAGCAGCCGCAUGCAGGAGCGCUUCCUGCCCAACUGGCACCAGGCUGACCUCAGCUGCUGUAUCGCCUACAGACCCAAGGAGUACUUCAUCACAGCGGCUACAGAUGGGACCAUGAAGGUUUGGAACUCCAUUGUGUUCAGCCAGGUGCAUGAGUUUAUGGGCCACUACGGACACAUCACUGGGCUGGCCUUGCACCCCCGCUACCCUCUACUGGUCUCUGGGUCCAGGGAUGGGUCCAUCAGGGUCUGGAGGCUGGACACUCUGGAACAGACCUAUCGCCUGGACAUAGGGGGUGACAUCUUAGAGAUGAGUAUGUUAGGAUCAGGAACUAUCUUCUACAGGACCAAACAUCAGAUCAAGGUGUGGUAUCUGAACCAGUUCCACUCUACCUUCAGCCAUGUGUACUGCAGUGUCAACAAGCUCGUACACAUUAACUGGGCAGGACUGCCAUCACGGGUGCUUGUGACAGGAGAGGAUGGCAGUGUCCGUAUCCUGUCAGCCGUUUCUGGAGUGGUGUUGAACAUCAUCUAUCCCAUGGCCACCUACCAAGUUCUGGAUAACCUGGUGUAUGACCCCAGUGCCAACAGAAUCUUUGCAGUGCUAAAAGAUGGAAAGGUUCUUGUGUAUGAUACCUCCACCAACCCCUGUAUGCCUCAACAGCUGCUCUGCCCAGGGAGUGAUGAUGAACAGGUCCUGAGUGCUGCCCUGAUAAAGCUGGAGCUGGCACUUGGUCAGGAAGAAACUACAGCAGGGAAGGCAGUAGUAUUUGCAGGCCACAAGAAUGGACAACUUUCCCUGCUACAGGCCCCUAACCAACUCAAGAUGUGUAACAUCCAGGCACACAGUGGCCAGGUGAUAUUCCUAUACUCGUCACAUGGGAAGCCAGAUAAUGGUAUCCUUGGCUCUGUGUCCCGCCUGGUGUCCUGUGGGACAGACAAAUGCGUACACAUCUGGGGGAUAUGUGUGGAGGAGGACACCAUCAGGCUGGUGUGUCUGUCAACUGUGCAGUGCAAAGUCACACCCAUGCUAAUCUCCAUGGUGGGAAACAUCCUGGCCUUGGUGACCAUAGAUGGUGUACUCUCCAUGUAUAGAACAUACACAAAGGAAGAAAGGACCCUAGAGAAGACAACUUAUAUGCCAGUAUCCGCUUGUGCAGUCCCACUCACACACCACAUAGAAGAUGACCAUAAGAAAGGGGUCACUGCUCUCUGCUGCUCAAGGACUCUUGGCCUGUUUGCAACUACUGGGAAGGAUGCUUGUGUCAAAAUCUGGAACACAGAAAACAAGUUGGUCAAAGAACUUGUCCUGGAUAACACUCUACAAGGAGUGUGCUUUGCAAAUGACAGAGGAGACCUUCUCAUUGGCUACCAAAGUCAUGUUAGCUAUGUGCCAUUAUUGAACUACCUUCCAAAACCGUACCUGGAGGAACUUGUUGCAACCAACGUGUUGGAUGAACAGUUGGAGGAACCUGUGCCAUAUGACCCUUCCCUGCAACUAUUGUUCACUAUGGAUUCUAUCCCUCUUUUCUCCUUAGACUUGAAGGCAAGGAGGGAGAUAGAGCCGGAAGCCUCCCUUUCUAUACCUCUAGCCCAAGUGUCAGAACUGGAAAUGCCUACACAAUUGUCUACAAAAACCUCAUCCUUCCUUUCAGUCAAGCUUUCCUCCCAUCUCAGGCAUGGGGAAAGUGCAAGAACACUAGCUUCUAAAACUUCACAAGUGGCAACAUCACCAUUUAGACUUUGUCCUCCAUUGGAGCCAAUAGGAGCAAUCCCUUCAAGUGUACACAAGGAAGAUGAAGGAGUGGUUGCUGAAGAAGAAGUCAGUCCUACUGUAACAGUGCCUGUAGAGAGUAAAUCAGACCAGUUCACUGAAAAGGACAGAAAGACAGAGCAGGGGAAAGAAGAAGAAGAGGAGGACCCACUCUUGAAGCGCAAACCUAUCAUAGCUCCUGAUGGAUACAUCCCCAACUCUGUCAUCCGGUUUAUCAUUGGUUACAAACCACCCCCAGAGAGACCUAUUCAGGAAGAGUGGAACCUGAAGGCUGCUCCUUCAGGAGAAUUACCAUCUGUGGAGGAAGAGGAGGAGGAAGCUGAGGAUGAGGAGGGGCGCCUGAUAGAUUGGAGCAGCUCACCAGAGUUAGACCUCAGAGAUGAUGAUGAGAGGUGGAAGCUUCCAUCUCCUGUCCGGUUUGGUGAAAAGAAAAAGAAGUCUCAAGAGCAGAAGCCAAGUCCCAAAUUAGACUACACGUUCAGGAAAGUUACUUUUGAGCCUCUUCCUGGAGAUGAAUCACCCAGUGGCAAAAAGGCAAAGAAAGCAAAGGAGAAGAAAGAGUGGGAAGGCCCUACCUUACUUCAAAAUAUCGUCAACUACAGUUGGUUUCCUCGUGACAAGCUAACUGACCAAGAGCUGACUGUGGAAAAUGUCAUGGCUGUUCUUCUGGUUUUGUUGCAGGACACAAGUGAUAUAGAUAGGCACAAGAAAGUCUGCCAAGCAAUCACAGAUAUAUACAAAGAACUUGGACUUAGUGCAGAAUUGCUGGACACUGUUGUCAAGAUUCUGCUUGGCCAACUUGGCAAGAGGAAUGCUAUCGUUAGAAGGAAUUCAGUGAGAGCACUUGGUGAAUUGGGGCUUGACAGAAAGGUUGUCCUUAUGGCUCUUAUAUCUGCUCUUACAGACUAUGACAAGGGUGUGCAAAAGGAGGCUAUCGAUGCCAUAGCAACAGUUGCUGGAGUCAAAACCAAACAAGACCUCGCUCAAGUACUGCAGAGGAUUGGUGUGCUCAAGGGGCCAUUCAAGAACAUGGACAGGCAGAAUCUGAAAGAGUUGGAGGAAAGGAUUGGAAAGAAAGGUCAAGGUCACACCCUGCAGGGUAGCUUGUCUGAUGAGAUGAAUGCAAGAAUAGCCAUGUGGAAUGAAAGGAUUGACCAGAGACAUGCAUUCCCACCACUUGAGACAGAUUUCUUGGACUUCAUAGAUAAAGAAGACCAGCUUGACCAGAAGAAAGAAAAACAGGGGACAAGAGGGGCACCUCGGCUUGCAGGGAAACUGAAAGGAAGGGGUCCUCCUAGUUCAAAGGGUAGUCAUAAAACUACUAUGUCCUUCAAAAGGCAUGCCAAAUCACGUCCAAAACGUCCUCCACCAAAGAUCACUGCCAAACGUCAAUCACGUGUUAAGGGAGAUCUGGCUAGUGGUAAGAAGUGGACAAUGUUGCACCAUAAUCAGGCCAUCAGAAAAAUGCUGAUAGCCAAGGAUCUUGAAGAAAGUAGUAGCCCAGUUAGGUUGGCAAAGGGGACAGUGACAACACAAGACCAAACCAGAUAUGUGCCUGAAGUUCCAUGCAGUAGCAGAAGUGAGAGUGCAACAGACAGUACCAGUCAUGUAGCUAAAGUCACAAGCUUGGAAACCAAAGAAGGACACAAGGACUUGUCAGAUGCAGAUACAACCUCCACAACCCACAAGUUGCUUGUAAAAGAGGCUAUUGACGACAAAUCUGCAUGCCAAGAUGAUGAUACGGCAUUGGGUACUGAUGAUGCAAUGUCAACAGCCCCAACUGACGAUGUUGCAUCAACAGCCCCAACACUGGAGGAACUGGAACUCCGACUUAGAAGGAAUUUCACAGAUGACUAUGCUGCAACUGAAUCCAGCUAUGAUGACUCUGGAUUGGGCCAGAUGUCUGAUACAUCCAGUUACAUAGAUGGUUUCAGGGUUCGGAAGCCAAUGCAGACACAUUACUUUCCACCUAUCAAAUCUGGCAUACCAUUUGAACUUAGGAGUGACAGCGACAAAUCGUUUCCUCCAUAUGAAGAAGAGGGAGAAGAAGAGGAGACUGAAAAAUGGCGACAGCUCUUCAACAGACCAUCAGCACAGAGACGCAAACGCCUGUAUGAAGAACGUGCCAAGAAGUUGAGCGGACAACCAGCAAAGCAGAGUGCUCUCCCACCAAUCGUCUAUAUGAAGGACAUGAAACAAUUGACAAAGGGUGACUUGGGGCAGCGACUUCUCCUCAGUGUAGCAACUCAUUUUGCACCAGAGGCGAGGAAGAAGCUGGAGGGAAGGGAUCAACAUAGGAUCACCAGUCUUCCACAUAAGCUGAGUUCACAUACAGACACAGAGAGUUAUGGCUGUUCAAACUUUGGGACACUAAACAUGCUUUGGACCACAAUGGCACCACAAGGUCCAGAGAAACCCGUCCUGUAUCCACACAACUCAACUUUUAUACCGACCAAAGAUGGCACAUACAGCCAAAGACAACGUAAAAAGCCAUUCCGUGUGCCAUUGCCAUCUCUUGAGAUGCUAACACGAGUUCAGGCCAUCCAGGAAAGUGGAUUACUUAGAGAGAAGAGUUUGAAAAAGACCUUCAGCAGAUCUUACCCCUCUAGUACUACCCCUUACGGUUGGUCUACCCCUCUCCCGCCUGCAAGGAAGCUGCACAGCACACUCAGGAAGCUCGAUUUGUCGGAGGUGGACCUAAGUGUCAAACCAACAGGUAAAGAGAGAUGUGUGGUCCACAAGCAGGGGCACAGAUGUAAAGUGUGUAAAGGGUACUACUCUUCACCAGAACUUGCAGGAAGACCAGAAUCUGAGGAAGACCCUCCCACCAGUGCUGCUCCUCCACCAUCCAGGGCAGAGAUGUGCAAAGGGAUUUCUUUGCCUAUCCUUGCAUAGUGCAGCCAGUCUUGGCUAUUUGAACAACAAUAAAGAUUGAGAUGUCAGCAGCUAUAUGCUGAGAGUACCACUUGCAGAAAAGAUUUCUCUCCUCUUAUUUGCUGGAUUAGUACUUAAUGUUACAUUACCCUAUGCUUAUUCUCUGAAACUUGAUUAUAUUGAACAAGUGCAAUUUGUAUGAAAAAUCCUUCUAUUUAUGAAAGAAAAUAUACUAUGUGGAUCUAUCCAGAAGGGAAGCAAUUUAGCAA
This is a messenger RNA of Branchiostoma floridae (Florida lancelet), 6223 nucleotides long. RefSeq lists its product as uncharacterized. The coding region runs from base 651 to 5975 and encodes 1774 amino acids. Lineage: Eukaryota; Metazoa; Chordata; Leptocardii; Amphioxiformes; Branchiostomatidae. The record is from RefSeq and is a predicted model, not a curated record. The transcript has 14 exons. Gene Ontology annotation, molecular function: protein binding.